GGACUACACCGGCGUGGAGCCCAUGGGGCUCUUUUGGAGCCUCGCCCCCGCCGCCAUGGAGAAGCCGUACCAGCGGCUCGUUCCCCGCAACACCAGCGCCCCGAUGAAGGUGGAGGUGUUGGUCCACCAAGGCCACAGCCCGCCCGGCUCCAUGCCCGGGCCCGUGGUGGCCAAGGCCGAGGUGCAGAGAUUAUUCACGGCCCCCGGCGUGCGGAGGAUCCGGCUGAAGGAAGGAGUCGUAAGGGGCUCUCUUUUCCUGCCGCCGGGAGAUGGUCCCUUUCCAGGAGUGAUUGAUAUGUAUGGUGAUGAAGGAGGCUUGAUUGAAUUUAGAUCCAGUCUCCUGGCUACCCGGGGUUUUGCUGCUCUUUCUCUGCCAUAUUUUGACUUUGAAGAUCUUCCUAGGGUUAUGAAAGAAUUAAAACUUGAGUACUUUGAGGAGGCAGCAAGGUUCCUCCAGCGUCACCCAAAGGUGAAAGGACCAGGAGUCGGCGUGAUCGGGACUGGGAAAGGGGCAGAAUUAGCACUCUCCAUGAUCACCUUCCUGCCAGAAGUAGUGGCUGCUGUCUCAAUCUCUGGCUGCAGUUCAAACACAGUUGCAGACCUCCAUUAUGGUGACAUGACUCUGCCUGGGCUGCGUUUUGAUAUGAAGAAAGUCAGAGUGUCUGACGCUGGUAUAUUUGACAUUUUUGAAGCUCUGGAUGACCCAGCGAAUCCUGCUAAUUCUCCUAGCGUGAUCCCCAUUGAAAAAGCAGAAGGUCACUUUCUCCUAGUAGUAGGGGAAGAUGAUCGGAUGUGGAAGAGCUCCGUAUAUGCUGAGCUGGCAAUCAAGCGUCUACGCCAGCAUGGGAAAGAGAACUUUGAACUCCUGAGUUAUCCAGGAGCAGGUCACCAAAUUGAUCCUCCUUCUACUCCCUUUUGUCAGCUUAAGGCCGUUUCCCAGGGCACCCCUGAAAAGAGUCUGGCACCAUCCUCUUGGCACCCACCUUUGCGGUAUUUGCAUCUACUGGCAAAAGCAACGACCAUCAAAGAAGCUCUAGCCAGAUGGGAGGAGAAAAGUGGCCAGAAGGCUUCAGAGGCAAAGGAAGUGAAACUGUACGGGCAGGUUCCUCCUGUAGAAAAGAUGGAUGGCGCUCUCUCCGCUCUUGUUAACUGCGAGAAACUAUCACUGUCUACAAACUGCAUUGAUAGAAUCGCCAACUUGAACAACCUAAAAAAUUUGAGGAUUCUGUCUUUGGGAAGAAAUAACAUAAAGAACUUGAAUGGAUUGGAGGCAGUUGCUGACACUUUAGAGGAGCUGUGGAUCUCAUACAACUUAAUUGAGAAACUGAGGGGCAUCCGUGUAAUGAAGAAACUGAAGGUUCUUUAUAUGUCAAAUAAUUUGGUGAAAGAAUGGGCAGAGUUUGUGAGACUGUCAGAGCUGCCAGUACUAGAGGAGCUGGUGUUUGUAGGCAAUCCACUACAAGAGAAAUUUGCUGCUGAUCAGAACAGUUGGAUUGAAGAAGCAACCAAACGGGUACCCAAGCUGAAAAAGCUGGAUGGUACCUUAGUUGUUAAAGAAGAAGAGGAAGAAGGAGCGGAAGGAGCAGAAGGAGGAAACUGAUAACACUUUCUUGUUGGGUAUUAAAUUAUUAAAGUAACUCCAGAUAGCUUGGCACAUGAACUUUUAUAAGUAUUUGUUUUGAAGAAAAUCUUUGGGCAGUUUUCAAAAGACCAGCUUAUCUCCACAGUCUCUCACCCAAAGAGUUAGUUACCAAAAAUUGCUCACACUGGUUUGUCAAGCUUAUGACACCUUCUGUAGAGACUAGUGGAGCUGAGUUUACUUGCUGUUUGGCUAGCAAGAGAUCUUUAUUUAAAUUAAUACAUAACUAUUUUUAAUUCCUGAUUAGUGGUGCUUGUUGUUCACUCUUGGGUUAUAAAAGAACUUUUUUGGUGCUGCUGGCCAACAUCGAAUUGGAAACUCUGAGGCCAGAAGAACAAUGUUGUGGUUUAGAGACACCUAACAAGCUUUUUUGUGUUUAAUUUUGUCAUGGGACUUUCUCAAUAUUUCUAAUAUGUGAGUUUGCCUUUUCAUUCCUUGAAGUGUUAUGCCAAACAGGCCCAGUAGUUGCAGACAUACACACAAGAAGGUAUUGGUCUGACGAGUGCCUGUUCCUGGCCUUAAGUCUUGAAAUGGGCUUCUCACAUUGGAACUCAACUGCUUUGC
Ficedula albicollis (Collared flycatcher) is the source of this 2203-nucleotide messenger RNA. RefSeq names its product dynein axonemal light chain 1 (gene DNAL1). The transcript is spliced from 11 exons. Gene Ontology annotation, biological process: fatty acid metabolic process; acyl-CoA metabolic process. The coding region runs from base 23 to 1600 and encodes 525 amino acids. Gene Ontology annotation, cellular component: cytoplasm. The record is from RefSeq and is a predicted model, not a curated record. Lineage: Eukaryota; Metazoa; Chordata; Aves; Passeriformes; Muscicapidae. Gene Ontology annotation, molecular function: fatty acyl-CoA hydrolase activity; protein kinase binding.